This is a messenger RNA of Corticium candelabrum, 662 nucleotides long. RefSeq lists its product as uncharacterized. The record is from RefSeq and is a predicted model, not a curated record. Lineage: Eukaryota; Metazoa; Porifera; Homoscleromorpha; Homosclerophorida; Plakinidae. The transcript has 2 exons. The coding region runs from base 26 to 532 and encodes 168 amino acids.
UUCCACAACUGAGGCCACAAGAAAGAUGUGUUUCAUUCUGUGUUUGCUAGUGAUAGCAGCUUUUGUUGCUUUGACACAACAACAAGAACUUGAGCUAAACUCCAAUGAUACUACAGAGUCGUCAGGAACAGUUUUAGAUUGUCCUUCAUACACAUUCGAAGAAGGCGAGCGCCCAGCAGAAUGUUUCAGAAAACGACGAGAAGCACACAAUAGUAAUCAAACAGAUAAAACCAAACAUCGGCACAGACAGCGACGUUGGAUGUUUUCACUGUGGCAGACAGCCGUUAGAUACAAAGAAUCGUACUUCGACUUUCAAUCUAACUACAGAGUGAAAGAAAACCGAAAGAAAGAAAACUGGAAUAGCGCCAACUGGAAGUGGACAAAAGGUACAGGCAGCUACUGUACAUUGGACCAAGUGCGUAAAUUCAAUAAGAAAUGGAAGCCGCCCUUCGUAUGGUGGUGGUACAACAAUUGGCAAUACACCAGAGACCUCAAACGCUUUCUUCUGAUAUGCAAAUGCAAAACAGAAUAAAAGGUCAAUGUGUUGAGAACAAUUUCUUGUUUGACUAUUCAAUACGAAAAAAUGUGGUUCUAACGUGUGUAUGUGUAGUAGAAUUAAUGAAGCAUGUAAUGCAAACUCAUUAUGUGACACAAUGUUAUAA